AUGCCACGAGCAGCGUUUCCAUGUCUAAGUUUUAGUGGUGGGAAGCCGGCCGUGAAAGGUAUAGACUGCGAUGUGUGCUACAUGUGGGCGCGUAAGAAAUGCUCUGGCCUAAAACCAGAACUUUACGCAUUCCAUCGUCAAAGCACAGGGUUACAAUGGGUUUGUCCUCAUUGCUUUCGAGCAGCCGUAAAUGCGCUGGUUAUGGCACGAUCAGAGGUAGUCUCAGCACAGCGCACACCAGUAGCAGUGCAGGAUGAUGCACCUGUCACUCGAGACAAGGCGAGGACGUACGCCGAAGUUUCAGCCACGAAAGAAGUUGAAAUGAAUGUUGGUGAUCCAGCUUUGAUUAAGGCUGUUGGUCUGAAAACGCCGAACCCGGACCCUAAAGCCAAAACGAGUCAUCAGCUGAAGCACCGUGGCGUAGAGAAAAAGCCUCAGGUUGCUGAAUCAGGAAUACAUAGGAAGCGAGUACAGGACGACCGCGCAGGCACACUUUAA
Molecule: messenger RNA, 498 nt
Organism: Echinostoma caproni
Lineage: Eukaryota; Metazoa; Platyhelminthes; Trematoda; Plagiorchiida; Echinostomatidae
Source: the annotation of a GenBank genome assembly